Molecule: messenger RNA, 777 nt
Organism: Corticium candelabrum
Lineage: Eukaryota; Metazoa; Porifera; Homoscleromorpha; Homosclerophorida; Plakinidae
Product: acidic leucine-rich nuclear phosphoprotein 32 family member A-like
Exons: 5
Coding region: 321-758 (145 amino acids)
Cellular component (GO): nucleus
Molecular function (GO): histone binding
Source: RefSeq, a predicted model, not a curated record
GACACAGGCGCCAUGAUGAAUGGUUGCCGUGUGGUUGCCACGCGCUCAGAAAGUGAGAUGUCUACCUUGUCAAUCUGUGCUCUACUUGUUCCACACGUCUGCUAAUAUUUAUCGACAGCACUAGCCUUUCGAAAAUCUGAUAUAACGACAGUUCUACGGAGACGGCAAGACGUUACGGUGUUUGAUAUGGUGGUUGUUCUUUCUCAUUCUCUCAGAAUGUGAAUGCUAACCCCUAGGGGUACGGGCAGCCCCAGUCACUGGGGGUCAGUAGGCUAGUGCGCGUGUGCCCAGUGUGUUCCCGCUUUUAUCAAUUUCACGCUAUGGAAAAACGGAUCGAAUUAGAAUGCCGAGGAAGGAACCACGCGGAGAUUGAAGAGUUGAAUUUGGACAACUGCAAGGCCACAUCGGUAGACGGUCUGACGGACAAGUUCGUCAACCUGGAAGUUCUCUCACUUAACAAUGUUGGUCUGACUAGUCUCCGUCACUUCCCACAUCUUCCCAAACUCAGGAAGUUGGAGUUGAGCGACAACAGAAUCUCGUCAGGCUUGGAGUAUCUGGCUGGAUGUCCGGAGCUCACUCAUCUUACUCUCAGCAACAAUAGAAUCAAAGAUUUAGAGGCACUGAAGGUUUUGGCGGAUUUUAAUAAGCUGCGUAGUUUGGAUGUUUAUCAAUGUGAAGUGACUGCUAUCGAUGACUAUAGAGAGAAGGUGUUUGAACUCAUUCCUCAGUUGGAGUGGUUGGAUUCAACAGGCAGGUAAUGCAAUACACUUUCAUAAC